UUUUUUUUUCUUUUUUAAAUUAAAUUAAAUCCCUUUUCGCCAUGGGAUGUACCCUGAGCGCCGAGGAGCGGGCCGCCCUAGAGCGCAGCAAGGCCAUCGAGAAGAACCUGAAGGAGGACGGCAUCAGCGCGGCCAAAGACGUGAAGCUGCUCCUGCUCGGGGCCGGCGAGUCGGGGAAGAGCACCAUCGUGAAGCAGAUGAAGAUCAUCCAUGAGGAUGGCUUCUCUGGAGAAGACGUGAAGCAGUACAAGCCAGUGGUCUACAGCAACACUAUACAGUCGCUGGCAGCUAUUGUACGUGCCAUGGAUACCUUGGGCAUCGAAUAUGGUGACAAGGAACGAAAGGCUGAUGCCAAGAUGGUCUGCGAUGUUGUAAGUCGGAUGGAGGACACAGAGCCCUUCUCCCCAGAGCUGCUGUCAGCUAUGAUGAGACUCUGGGCAGACUCCGGGAUCCAGGAAUGCUUCAACCGGUCCCGGGAAUAUCAACUCAAUGACUCGGCCCAAUACUACCUAGACAGCUUAGAUCGAAUCGGAGCUGCAGACUACCAGCCCACGGAGCAGGACAUCCUUCGAACCAGGGUCAAAACAACUGGCAUCGUAGAAACCCACUUCACGUUCAAAAACCUCCACUUCAGGCUCUUCGAUGUCGGAGGGCAGCGGUCGGAACGCAAGAAGUGGAUCCACUGCUUCGAGGACGUCACGGCGAUCAUUUUCUGCGUGGCGCUGAGCGGCUACGACCAGGUGCUCCAUGAAGACGAAACCACGAACCGCAUGCACGAAUCACUGAAACUGUUUGACAGCAUCUGCAACAACAAGUGGUUCACAGAUACGUCCAUCAUCCUCUUUCUAAACAAGAAGGACAUAUUUGAGGAGAAAAUCAAGAAAUCUCCACUGACGAUCUGCUUUCCUGAGUACACAGGCCCCAGCUCCUUCACCGAGGCAGUGGCGUACAUCCAGGCGCAAUACGAGAGCAAGAACAAGUCUCCCAACAAGGAGAUCUACACACACAUCACCUGCGCCACCGACACCAACAACAUCCAGUUCGUCUUCGACGCUGUCACGGACGUCAUCAUCGCCAACAACCUGCGGGGCUGCGGACUCUACUGAGGCCUCAGCAGACAGGUCCCCCUUCUGCUUCCCCUCCUUGGAGGGCGAUGAGGAAGGAACACGUGAACCCUUCCCUCUGCCCAGAACUGCAGCAUUUCACCUUCCCCGGCCCCCUCCCGGCUUAUUUGGGUUUAUUUUCGAUGAAUUCCCCUUGCUGCCUCUUUCUGCUCCUCCGUUCCCAUUCGCAGUGCUGUAGAAGGAGCUGAUGCAUUUCCCACAAAGUGCAUUUCAACUGCCAAAAAACAGUAAUACCCCAUUUAAAAAUAAUAAUAAUAAUCAAAGCCUUAAAAUAUUUGUCAGCAGCAGCGUAGUUUGGAUCCAAACCUUUUUUUUUUUUUUUUUCUCCUUGAAAUUAAGGGAUAUUUGUAACGCUUGCUAUUUAUCUCUUCCAAAAUUGCCAUCUCCUGGGCAGCAGCGAAUCGUUUUGAUCCCAUAGCUUCAGCUCCUGCCCCAGGAGCCCCAAGAAAAGCCCCAGCAGCCCAGCUCUCUGCUCUGCUCUCCAUCACUGACACAGCCACCGGGGCCUGAGUGAGACCGGCGCAGUUACGGCACCUCCUAAGCGUUGCCCAAAAUUGUUGCAGAUAACAGUUUUAUCUCAAUAUUUUCAGAAUAAAUGUUACGACCUGCCUGGUGCUCCCAGUAAAGUGGCUCCCAUCCCCAGCCCCGUUGUGCUUUGCUGGGUCCCAUGUGGAAUGGCUGUAGGGAAGUGCCCACGGUGGGGACUUCCCUGUGUGCCAAGUGGAGGACGUGUCCCAGCCAGGGCUCUGUGCAUGUCAUGGUGGCCCUGGGAAUGCUGGUGGCAACUCUCAGCCCUCUGUCCCACGGUGCCCCGGUGGGGACUGCAGAGAGGUGUCCCAGAGCCCUUCCAGACUGACUGCGGAGCUGGAUGUUCCUAACUUCAGUCCUGGAACACCAGAAAUAUUCACACUGGUUUCCUGCAGCCAGGCUGUACCUGUAAGACAGGGAUGUGCUUUUGGAAGCCCCAUUGGAAGCCAGCAGCAGCUGGUGGAUUUGUCACCCAUGCCCCUGCAUCCUGGAGGGGUGGCUCCAGAGGUAGUGUCCCCAUCGGGUCACCUGCCAACCAGCAGAUGGGGAAGGUUGACCUGUCUGCUUCGUGGGGAGCUGAGCUGAGCUGAGCCGAACUGAGCCAAGUGAUGGAGCAGGAAAAAUGAAAGGAGAGGGGAAGGGGGGAGAGCAGGGGACAGGUGAGUGGGGAGGGGCUGGGGAGCUCAGGGGUUGGAAACAGAAGUUGCAAAAGGACGGUAAGGGAGGUGGAAGCAGCAGGAGGGAGGAGAGGCUGAAGAGCUGAAUGUUAGUUCCAAGUGAUACCUUAAGUGUAUGUCACUGUCAGCUCCAGCAUGGAGCACCUCAUGUGCAGAGUGCCCCAGUGCCUUCACCAGCAGCAAGGCCUUAUUAAGCUCCAUCAGCAGAAUCAACUCAGCAGCAUGUGGGGUUUGGAGGUGCGCUGUUUCCACCCCUUACUGUGCCUGACAUUUUCUCCAAUUCACCAAGUUGCAGAGGCUGUCUCCAGUGAAGGCAGCACCAAACCAAAGCCUCAGGAGGGUCCAGAAUGGAGCAUGCAGGGAUAUUUCAGGGAAGAAAGUGUGGAUUAACCCCGGAUGUGGCUAUGUCACCACUCCCCUGUGACUGGCAGCCCAGUCAGUGUCCCCAAGAUGGGGAGUGGGGGCAGGAGGCAGUGCUGCACAUGGAGCCUUUCCUUUGGCAUUUUGUACAUCUAAAGCUCCAUUCCAGCUGUUGCUGCUGGUGUUCUGUUCCCUCCUUCCCAACAGACAUGCUUUCUGGAGGCGAUGCUCCUCUGUGGGGUACCACAUGCAGGGCACACUGAGGGGUCCCAGCAGAAAGGAAGAACCUGGUGCUGCUCUGUACGCAGUGAGAGGGACAGGUUAAGUGAGGUGAUGGCAAAACUCCAUCAGCUCACUUAGCUGAAGGGCAAUUCCAAAGACGCAGAACCCCGCAGGAGGAAAACCUCUCCAGGGGCUGAUAGCAAUAAGCACACACCCACAAGCACACCUGAACACACAGCCGCGUGCUCCAAGGCCACAUCUCCUGAGCCUUUAGGGACCCCCUCAGAGAGCGCAGCACAGCUGUGCAAGCGGCCCCGCAGAGACAGGAGCUCUGGCAGCACCCAGUGCCCCGCAGUGCCUUCACCACGACCAGCCUCAGCCCUCCGCCUCGCACACAGAGUUGAAAGAGGAACCCCACUAAAACCCCACUCCCAAUGCAACACCCUCUCCCCGCUCCUCCUUUCCCCCUGCAGCUCGACACAGGAGCAGUGACCGUCACCGCGGCUCUGGGCUCUGUCCCCUCCUCCCACCGGACCGCCGAGCCGCUCCUCCCGCAUGUCUGAUGGCCCCAACCGCAUUAACUGUAAUUUUGUACGAAGAGUGACUGUCCAUUGGUUUAAUAGAACGUUAGCUAUUGUAAUAAUUUAUUGGCUGUCAGUAAUGUAUUUAUUAGUUACCAAAUGUUAAUAAAGUGCCAGC
This is a messenger RNA of Phasianus colchicus (ring-necked pheasant), 3610 nucleotides long. RefSeq names its product G protein subunit alpha o1 (gene GNAO1). Gene Ontology annotation, molecular function: corticotropin-releasing hormone receptor 1 binding; G-protein beta/gamma-subunit complex binding; GTPase activity. The record is from RefSeq and is a predicted model, not a curated record. Gene Ontology annotation, biological process: G protein-coupled dopamine receptor signaling pathway; adenylate cyclase-modulating G protein-coupled receptor signaling pathway. Lineage: Eukaryota; Metazoa; Chordata; Aves; Galliformes; Phasianidae. Gene Ontology annotation, cellular component: heterotrimeric G-protein complex; cytoplasm.